This is a messenger RNA of Salarias fasciatus (jewelled blenny), 1897 nucleotides long. RefSeq names its product potassium inwardly rectifying channel subfamily J member 11 (gene kcnj11). The record is from RefSeq and is a predicted model, not a curated record. The transcript has a single exon. Gene Ontology annotation, cellular component: plasma membrane. The coding region runs from base 350 to 1516 and encodes 388 amino acids. Gene Ontology annotation, biological process: regulation of monoatomic ion transmembrane transport; potassium ion import across plasma membrane. Gene Ontology annotation, molecular function: ATP-activated inward rectifier potassium channel activity. Lineage: Eukaryota; Metazoa; Chordata; Actinopteri; Blenniiformes; Blenniidae.
GUUUUACGCACGGUGAGGUGGGGAGCGCACACGCGCCGGGGGGUCGGUUCACAAAGAAGCUGAGCAGCGUGGGACCGGCCGUGUGCGCUCGGUCGGCGCUGUGAGUGACAGCGGCAGCUGCAGGGCUGGAAAGAAGAAUCAUCUCAUGGGACUGACCAGGGGGGCACACGAGGAGCACGCAUACCUCCAGAAACGCGGGGACGACACGGCCGCGAGCCCUGCGCCAGAGAGCUGCCGAGCAGCUGACGGUGGUGCGCGUCCACAUCCAGAGGAAGGUGAACCGGCCGCCUUCCAGGCCCGGACAUAUCCUGCAAGGCUGGAGGCUGCGCGCUCGUAGUAUGGGAGCGCUAUGUUGUCCAGAAAAGGACUCAUUCCUGAGGAUUACUUGCUGACACGUUUGGCCGAGGAUGUCCUGCAGCCCAAGUUCAAGGCGAAAGCCCGGAAGGCUCGGUUCGUGGCCAAGAACGGCACCUGCAAUGUGGCGCACACCAACAUCCGGGAGCAGGGCCGAUUCCUACAGGACGUGUUUACAACGCUGGUGGAUCUAAAAUGGUUCCACACCAUCAUCAUUUUCACCAUGUCCUUCCUGUGCAGCUGGCUGCUGUUCGGGAUGGUCUGGUGGCUCGUUGCCUUUGCGCACGGCGACCUGGAUCAGCGAGGAGACGACUUUGUGCCGUGCGUAAUGGACAUCCACUCCUUCUCCUCCGCCUUCCUCUUCUCCAUAGAGGUCCAGGUGACCAUCGGCUUCGGGGGGCGGGUGAUCACGGAGGAAUGCGUCUCCGCCAUCAUCAUCCUGAUCGUGCAGAACAUCGUCGGCCUGGUGAUCAACGCCAUCAUGCUGGGCUGCAUCUUCAUGAAAACGGCGCAGGCACACCGGCGCGCGGAGACGCUCAUCUUCAGCAAGCACGCGGUCAUCUCGGUCCGGAACAACAAGCUGUGCUUCAUGGUCCGCAUCGGGGACCUGCGGAAGAGCAUGAUCAUCAGCGCCACCGUGCGGAUGCAGGUGGUGAGGCGGAGCAGCACGCAGGAGGGCGAGGUGGUGCCUCUGGACCAGAUCGACGUCCACAUCGACAACCCGGUGGGCACCAACGGCAUCUUCCUGGUGUCCCCCCUCAUCAUCAGCCACGUGAUCGACAGGGCCAGCCCGCUGUACGAGCUGUCGGCCUCCGACCUGCUGCACGACGACCUCGAGGUGGUGGUGGUGCUGGAGGGCGUGGUGGAGACCACCGGCAUCACCACGCAGGCCCGGACCUCGUACGUGUCGGAGGAGAUCCUGUGGGGGCAGCGCUUCGUGCCCACCGUGUCCGAGGAGGACGGCAUGUACGCGGUGGAUUACUCCAAGUUUGGAAACACGGUGAAGGUCCCGACGCCGUGCUGCAGCGCCAAGACGCUGGACGAGGCAGGUGGGCUCGCGCGCUUCAAGCUGAACGACGGCGCCGCCGCGCGGCCGUCCGUGAGAAGGCGGCGCGGCGCCUCGGUGCUCCGCAGGUCCAGGAUGGACAGCCUGAGCCCCUGAAGGACUCCUCUAAUCGUUUUAUGGUUACUAUACGCAGUAGGUGAGCUGUAAUUAAUAGUCCUAAAGUGUGCGCGCGCAUCAACAUGCUUUAAAACUCAGGGUCAGUUAUGAAGAAGCACAAAGAAACAAAGCACUGAGGUGCACGUGGCUGUGAACAGCAUGCUCCACCCGUGUUCCGUUUUUAACGAGUGACUUGCAUGCAGCUGAAAUAGAAAGGUGAAUAUUUAAAGUAUUUUUACUGUAAGUUAAAAAUGUUCAAGGGGAACCGUAAACCACUCACUAGUAGAGGACAGUUGCUUUUGAGAGAUUAUUAAUCUGGUUGAUCAGAUCGCUUGAUUAUCUUCCUUUCAGACUGGGACACAUUUUUAAGGGGCAUGCAUU